Messenger RNA from Diabrotica virgifera virgifera (western corn rootworm), 2043 nucleotides. Its product is annotated as isovaleryl-CoA dehydrogenase, mitochondrial. NCBI's taxonomy places the organism in Eukaryota, Metazoa, Arthropoda, Insecta, Coleoptera, Chrysomelidae. The record is from RefSeq and is a predicted model, not a curated record. Gene Ontology annotation, cellular component: mitochondrion. Gene Ontology annotation, molecular function: flavin adenine dinucleotide binding; 3-methylbutanoyl-CoA dehydrogenase activity. The transcript has a single exon. The coding region runs from base 156 to 1409 and encodes 417 amino acids. Gene Ontology annotation, biological process: L-leucine catabolic process.
CUACUACAUCGUCAUUAAGUAGAGAACAAACAAGUUUAUCGUUCUAUGAAGAUAAGGCAGACAGUAACGAAAGUAAUAUUUUUCUUAUUUGUGAUAAAAAUGAGAAAUUACUAAACGUAUCAUUGUAGUGUUGAAAGUGCUAAGUGAACAACAAAAUGGCCUUAGGUGGGUGUCAGUUACUAAGGUUUCUAAAUAAAGUUAAGCAUAUUCAUUCAAGAUCGGUGUCCCAACAUUAUCCAAUUGAUGAACACAUUUUUGGAUUAUCUGAUGACCAAAUACAGCUACGUGAAACAAUUUUUAACUUUGCACAAAAAGAGUUAGCUCCUAUAGCCAACGAAAUUGACAAGAAAAAUAAAUUUGAAAACUUAAGAAGUUUUUUUAAGAAACUAGGCAACUUAGGAGCUCUAGGUAUCACUGUAAAUCCUGAAUAUGGAGGUACCGGUGGAAGUUACACUGAUCACGUCAUUAUCAUGGAAGAACUGAGUAGAGCUUCUGGAGCUAUAGGUCUUUCUUAUGGAGCUCAUUCGAAUUUGUGUGUAAAUCAAAUCCAUCGAAAUGGUAGUGAUUAUCUAAAAAAGAAAUAUCUGCCAAAAUUGUGUUCGGGUGAACAUAUAGGAGCUUUAGCGAUGUCAGAAGCUGGUUCCGGUUCCGAUGUAGUGUCUAUGAGGUUGAAAGCAGAAAAGAAAGGAGACCAUUAUAUGUUAAAUGGAAAUAAGUUUUGGAUAACUAACGGACCAGACGCAGAUGUCUUAGUGGUUUAUGCAAAAACAGAUGCUAAAUGUAAGAAAUCACAACAUGGAAUAUCAGCCUUCGUAAUUGAAAAACAUUUUAAAGGUUUUAAAGCUGGUCCAAAGUUAGAUAAAUUAGGUAUGCGGGGUUCAAAUACUUCUGAGUUAAUAUUUGAAGAUUGUGUAGUUCCCAAAGAAAACUUGUUAGGUUCGGAAAAUAAAGGAGUGUAUGUGCUUAUGAGCGGAUUAGAUUUGGAAAGACUGGUCUUAGCAGGUGGGCCUUUAGGUAUAAUGCAAGCUUGUUGUGAUGUUGCUUUUUCUUAUGCACACGUUAGGAAACAAUUCAAUCAACGUAUAGGUGAGUUUCAGUUGUUACAAGGUAAGCUGGCUGAUAUGUACACAACAUUAAGUGCUUGCAGAAGCUAUUUGUACAAUGUAGCGAAAUCUUGUGAUAAAAAAAAGGUAAACAGUAAAGACUGCGCAGGUGUUAUUUUAUACUGCGGUGAAAAAGCUACUCAAAUGGCCCUAGAUUCAAUACAAAUUUUAGGUGGCAAUGGAUUCAUUAAUGAUUAUCCAACUGGAAGAUUUCUCAGAGAUGCCAAACUUUACGAGAUUGGAGCUGGAACCUCAGAAGUUAGAAGACUGGUUAUAGGCAGGGUGAUUAAUUCAGAGUAUUCAUAAAGAAAUAUCUAUUUUUCUUGUAAUAUCCUACAUAUUUCAGCAUAGAAAAAAUUUAAUAACUCUCUAUACAUUCCUUUUUUGUUUUGUUUUUAAUUUUUGUUUUGUCAGCAGUCUAAAUAAAUUAUAAUAUCCUAAAUCUUAAAAACCACACGGUAUUACAUUUUCUAUACCAUUACCUUUAUUGCUUUUUAACGAUUUAAUUAAAAAUAAGGUUAACUGACAUUGUAAUGGCGUAUCAAAAUAUGGCAGUAGAACAAUUAUUUACUAUAUUCUAUUAUGGUAUUAUUAGCGCAUAAGAAAAAUUAUACUUUUUUAAUAUUGAUCUGAAAAUAUUUGCCUGUGAAAUUGUUGUUACUUAUGGGAAUUAACAUAAUUUCAUCUGAAAAUACCUUUACUUUAACGUUUUGAUUUUCACUUCGGAAAUUCUUAAAAUACAAAUUAAAAUUUGUAUUUUGAGAACGAUUUCUGAAAUGGAAAUCGAAACGUCAAAAUAAAUUCAUUUUCAACUGACAUUCUCGUUAAUUUCCAAAAAAUAUAGUAAAUAGUCUUUUAUGUAAAUUUGUCGAACAUUUUUCAUGUUAAAUUAACAUUGUAUUACUGUGUAAAUGUUAUUAAAUCUUCUUAGUUUUCAAAA